ACAACAGACGUCAGUUAGCUGGCGUCAGCUGAGCAAACUCAGCAGCGAAGCAGCGCUGCAAAUAUAAAAAAUCCGCCAACAAGACGAUCAAAAUCAUAUCAGUUAUUCCGGAAUCUCCCAAAUAAUUGUGCGCAUCAUUGCCAUGGACCUACAGUCUCCACCUGUGGACUCGGUUACGAAUCUGACCUAUUGAAAGAACGGUCACUAAUCAAUUAUUUACAUUUUUUACAAUACAUUCUAUUCGUGCUACAGCGCAGAUUUCGUCACAAAAUGUGAAUUAGUUUGAAGGUCACAUAACAAGUCUGUUGCCACUUGCCAAUUAUUUCUAAGGUAUCGUCGAACGGCCAGUGUAGACGUUUCCUCGUCUCGCGUGUUUACGUAACGUGACGCUCCCGAGCCAGCUGUGACCCUCGUGACGGACUACCGACGCAGCCAGGAUGUUGAGUACGUGCCUGCGAGCCCUGCGCACCUCGCGCCUGUUGGAGCGCCCAUACUCCAGCAUAGUGGAGCUCCCGCAGCUGGCCGACUUCGGAAUCGUGAAUGAACCCGUGCUGGAGUACCGCGCCGGCAGCAUAGAGCGCAGCGCCCUCGCCAGCGAGCUGCAGCGCGCCAUGGCGGUGACUGAGGAGGUGCCCAUCGUGAUCGGCGACGACAUUAUCAAGGACGGCGAGCCUCGCUACCAGGUCAUGCCCCAUGCCCACGACCGCCGCAUCGCCAAAUAUUAUUACGCGAGCGAUAAAACUAUCAAAAAAGCGAUCGAUACUGCAGUGAAAGCACAAAAGACUUGGGACCGUACUCCUUUCGAAAAAAGAAUAGAUAUUUUCACAAAAGCUGCAGACUUAAUGUCCUGUGAGUAUCGUCAGAGCCUCAAUGCUGCCACCAUGAUGGGUCAAUCCAAGUCCGUGAUACAAGCUGAAAUUGAUUCUGCUUGUGAAUUGAUUGAUUUCCUCCGAUUCAAUGUAUUUUUCUUGAAAGAGAAUUUAAAAUAUCAGCCGAUCUCAGACAAUCCAAUGGCUACCAGAAACUCACUUCGAUUCAGAGGGCUUGAUGGAUUCAUUGCUGCUAUUGCUCCUUUCAACUUCACUGCAAUCGGAGGCAACCUGGCAUAUACCCCGGCCUUGAUGGGUAACAGUGUCUUGUGGAAGCCGUCUGACACUGCUGUGCUGUCCAACUGGCGGAUUUUCAACAUUUUGCGUGAAGCAGGCAUGCCUCCAGGAGUAGUGAACUUUUUACCUGCUGAUGGCCCUACAUUUGGAAAUGCCAUCACAAGCUCUCCUCAUCUUUCAGGUAUUAAUUUCACAGGAUCUGUUCCAACCUUCAACUGGCUCUGGAAUGCAGUGGGCAAAAACCUUUCAGUAUACCGUAACUACCCGAGGCUCAUUGGUGAAUGUGGUGGCAAGAACUAUCAUUUUGUACACCCGACGGCUGAUGUCCAGUCAGUAGUGUCGGGCACAAUCCGGUCAGCUUUCGAGUACUGCGGCCAGAAGUGCUCUGCCUGCUCCAGGAUGUAUGUUCCCAAGUCUUUGUAUGAUCAAAUAAAACAUGGCUUGGUUGAUGAGGUUGCAAAAUUAAAUAUUGGAGAUGUUACAAGUGACUUCAGUACAUUUUCAGGAGCAGUGAUUGAUGACAAAGCUUUCUCAAGAAUUACAGGAUACAUCAUUAAUGCUAAAAAGAAUCCUAAGAACAAAAUUUUAGCAGGAGGGGAAUUUGACUGCAGUCAGGGUUAUUUUGUAAUGCCAACCAUCAUCGAGACCACUGAUCCUCAUGAUAAGUUGAUGACGGAGGAGAUAUUUGGACCGGUCCUUACAUUGUAUGUGUAUGAAGAUGAACAGGUGCGUAAAGCUCUUGAACUUGUGGGUAGUUCCACGAAAUUCGCGCUAACGGGCGCCGUGUUCGCCCGCGACCAGGCCUUCUUGAAACUGGCUUUGGAGGAACUAAAAAUGACAGCAGGCAAUUUCUACCUCAAUGAUAAGUCGACUGGGUCCGUCGUGGGCCAGCAGCCGUUCGGCGGCGGUCGCAUGUCGGGCACCAACGACAAGGCCGGCGGACCCAACUAUGUGAUGCGUUGGACCACUCCUCAGUCCAUCAAGGAGACCUUUAUACCACUGAGAGACAUCAGCUACCCAUACAUGAACGACUGUUGAGGAAAUCCAAAUCUGCUGUACGUAUAACAUCAAAUAAUCUAUCAGUACAAUAAUAGUUAUAUGGAAAAUUUUAGUAUGUAAUGUACUUCGUACUUGUUAAUCCUAGGAAAUGUUUCCAAUUAUGUAGUGGAAGAGUAUGUGUCCUGUGAUUGCGUUGUUUGGGUCGAGAUUAACACAUCAAAGCAAUGUAAUAGAUGUUCACAGAUGGUUGCACUGUUCCUUAUCCUCAUCAAUUAAAUAGAGAAUUGGAAUGUCUACAGUUUCAGGCUGUGAAACUAGUCAUGUACAUUCCUACAAUCUGUACAUACAAUCUUUAAAUUACUUUGAGUGAGAAAACAAUAAUACCAUUUAAUUUUUAGCUCUUAUUCAUCUAAGUAUUUAUUACUUAUUGUUAUAUAUAUUGAAUAGUUAUUUUAAUUUAUGUACAGUGGACAAGUGAAUGAUUGUAGACCUAACAAACAAGAGCACAGGAAACCUUGGAAACAAGCUUUCCAUCACAACCUACUGAUAACUAUAUUUAAGUAUUUCAUCACAAUAAUUUAUUAAUAUAAAUGUUUGGUACCUACAUGUUAGAUGUUAUAUAAAGCUCUGUACAUACAACUUUUGACUUGUCCUAGCCAUUGAGCAAGUCACACUUUUAUGUGUACAGUGCUUUAGUAAGAAUUUAUAAUAAUAUACCUUUAGUGACAACCAGGAUAAUAAAAACUGAAAAUUAAGGUAUAAUGUAGCUUGUUUAGAAAUAAUGAUAGGUAUUACUUUAGCGCGCGCGUCGCGUCGCUCCGCCAUCGCGCACGGGUCUAUACUGUCUUAUCUCUUAUUUCUCUUAUCAUUUAAUGCAAUGAACUAGUUUAUUAUCGUAUUAACUUUUCUUAUCUCACUUUCGGCUCUCUGAUUACUAAGGGAAAACUGCAUUUAAGCUUUUUUUAUUACUGUAAUUUUAAAUUGGUUUUAGAGACUAAUUUCUUAUUUUGACCCUAUUUCCAACAACAGAUGAUUAUUCUCGCCGCUUGUUUAUUGAAAAGUUCCUGUUUUAUUUCGCUGAAAAAAUCCUAGGAAUGUAUCGAAUCUUUUUUAAUAAAAAUUGCGAAUAAA
Plodia interpunctella (Indianmeal moth) is the source of this 3236-nucleotide messenger RNA. RefSeq names its product delta-1-Pyrroline-5-carboxylate dehydrogenase 1 (gene P5CDh1). The record is from RefSeq and is a predicted model, not a curated record. Gene Ontology annotation, cellular component: mitochondrial matrix. Gene Ontology annotation, molecular function: L-glutamate gamma-semialdehyde dehydrogenase (NAD+) activity. The transcript has a single exon. Bases 438 to 2144 code for a protein of 568 amino acids. Lineage: Eukaryota; Metazoa; Arthropoda; Insecta; Lepidoptera; Pyralidae.